Thunnus maccoyii (southern bluefin tuna) is the source of this 5616-nucleotide messenger RNA. It is a transcript of the gene slc25a22a, whose product is annotated as solute carrier family 25 member 22a. Gene Ontology annotation, biological process: aspartate transmembrane transport; malate-aspartate shuttle; L-glutamate transmembrane transport. The record is from RefSeq and is a predicted model, not a curated record. Gene Ontology annotation, molecular function: L-aspartate transmembrane transporter activity; L-glutamate transmembrane transporter activity. Lineage: Eukaryota; Metazoa; Chordata; Actinopteri; Scombriformes; Scombridae. The coding region runs from base 859 to 1797 and encodes 312 amino acids. The transcript has 12 exons.
CACCGGGUUGAGAUGAAUCGUCACGAUGACGCUGGCGACCAUCCCCCACCACCCCUACACCUUUUUACUCUGCUGCAAAUGAAAAGUGUAUCUGUAGUACUUCUACUACGAACCACUAGGGGACCUAUUUUUUCAUCCCUUUUCUAUUUUUUUUUUUUACCGGAGUCCUACCAGCCAGGCUCUUCCCCCUCUCUCCCUCCCUCCCUGCUUGCCUCCCUUCACUCCCACCUCUUCUACCUCCCUUCACUGGACUCCUAUGCUAGUAACACCGGUAGGUUAGCUAUUGUCGGUCUGUCAACCAGAGACAUAGAGAGUAGAUGCUUUGAUUUCACGCUGCAACCACAGCAGAGGAGAUAACGGAAACAGCUCUAUGUGGAAAGCUGAGAGGGAGACAAAACAGAGGAGCUACAAGAGAAAAGCCCCGGGUGACUCAAGAAACUGGGCCACCAGAGAUACCUGUGGUGUCAGAGGAGGGACUAAAUUCAACACCACCUCUCUGCACAGAGGGGACAUUUUAUUCUGCCUGAGAAACUCACUGAUGACAACAAUGCAUACUUGUGCAGGUUUAAUGGCUGCAACAUGAAAUCUGUAGCACCUGUAGCGGAAAUGUCUUGCUGUGGCCAGAUCAUAAUUUGCACUCCACUGGCUGUAAAUGAAGAUUGCGAGAGCUUUCAUGAAUAUACUCUAACUUGAACUAGCAACAAGUGCAAGGAGUCAAGCAGACGAAGAAUAAUCCGAAAACACAUAAUCCAAUUUAGACAACAACACUGCUGUAACAAACAACAAAAGAGAAGGACAACAUCCAAGUGACCAGCUAACAGACAGAUUGACACUUUGACCAGCCAGGGCUUGAGAUAAAUGGCUGACAAGCAGAUCAGUUUGCCUGCUAAAUUGAUCAAUGGGGGGAUCGCUGGCCUAAUUGGAGUGACCUGUGUGUUUCCCAUUGACUUGGCCAAGACUCGCUUGCAAAACCAGCAAAAUGGAUCUCGCCUUUACACCAGCAUGUCAGACUGCCUUAUUAAGACCAUCCGGUCAGAGGGAUAUUUUGGGAUGUACAGAGGAGCGGCGGUGAACUUAACGCUAGUCACGCCAGAGAAAGCCAUCAAAUUGGCUGCCAACGACUUCUUCAGGCAUCACCUCUCCAAGGAUGGAAAACUCACUUUGGUCAAAGAGAUGCUGGCUGGGUGCGGGGCAGGUACAUGCCAGGUUAUUGUCACAACUCCUAUGGAGAUGUUGAAAAUCCAGCUCCAAGAUGCUGGACGCAUUGCUGCUCAGAGGAAGCUGAUGCCAGAGACGGUGGCGGCUGGUACUGUGGAGACCAAGUCCCCAACAGCCAUGCAGCUCACCAGAGAAUUACUGAGAGAAAAGGGCAUUGCUGGGCUAUAUAAAGGCCUUGGUGCCACAUUGCUCAGGGAUGUUCCGUUCUCCAUCAUCUAUUUCCCCCUUUUUGCCAACCUGAAUAACCUGGGCAAAAGAGGCAGAGACGGGCCCGCUCCUUUCUAUGUGUCGUUCUUAUCAGGCUGCCUUGCGGGGAGUACAGCGGCUGUUGCUGUCAACCCCGUCGAUGUGAUAAAGACUCGAUUGCAGUCCCUGAAUCGAGGGAGCACAGAAGACACGUACAGUGGAGUGACUGACUGUAUCAGCAAAAUCAUGCGUAAUGAGGGUCCAUCAGCCUUCCUGAAGGGAGCCUACUGUCGAGCCUUGGUCAUUGCGCCUCUCUUUGGCAUCGCCCAGGUGGUCUACUUCCUGGGUGUGGGUGAAUUUAUCCUCAGCUUCUUGCCUAAAAAAGACAACUAAAAAGCACCUCCUUUUCUGCCUUUCCCUCCCAUAAUGCAUCACCGCAACUACGUGAGGAUUCAUCUCAUUCUGAAAGAAGUUUUUGAUCGUAUUUUGGGUCAACGCAUGACCAAUCAGUACAUUUUGUUUCAAAUUUGUUGUGUUGAAUGUUCAAAUAGAUUAGGAGGGAGCCUUUGUUUUGCCAAGCUGCCUGUGGUGGCACACACAAAUUCCAGUAGGCAGGCUCAGCUCAGCUCUCUGGAUAUGAAGCCACAAAUAUCAGUUUUGAAGGAAUAUUGCUUUACGAUUACAACAUGUUAUUGCAUUUUUGAAUAUGAUUGUUGAAUUUUCGAAGUAGAUGCACUGCCCUUGGUUGCUGCAGUUCUGCAAGCUCAACAGUACCUAAUAAUUUUAAACAGCAUUAGCCUCUGAAUGAUUGAGAAGACCAUUGUGAUCAAUUGAAAAUUAUAAACUGUAACUACAUUAAAUGCACAAACCGUACUUAGAUACUAAAAAUAUUUGAGAACACAUUUACUAAGAAUCUAAGUUAAGAUUUUCCCCAAAGCUUAUGUCUUAAAAUAUAGUAUUCUUAAAAUCAGAGCAAAAUACAGUAGAUGCCUCUGUUUCAGACAAAGACCCAGGGAAUGUGUUGAUGUGAUACCAGCACACCCCCUAUGAUCUUUCCUGAGAAGUCACAUCCCUUCCUGUAAGUGGCUGUAAUGAACUCAGCCAUUCAGCUCCGAGCAGACUUUGAUUGCCUUGGCUUUUUAAGUGGAUCAGGUUCCAUCUGAUAUUUAGCGCUACCACAAUGGUUUGACUGUUUUGCCUCUGUAAGAAAGAUAGCUGUGUUCCACAAUAGACUCAAGAGACAGUGUACAACAAUUGAACCCUAUGCACUGCCAAACUACAUACAACUCUACACAGAAUCAUAAAAACUGUCAAGCAUGUUGUAUUUUCUAACCACACCCCAAUCAGUGAUGUCACAGUGGGGUUUUUUUUUCUUUGACGGAUGAUGGAAAACACCUGCUGUGACAUCACUGAUUUGAUUGUGGCCAGAGAAAAGUAUGCUUUAAAAAAUUUCAGUCCACAGAGAGAAGCACAAGAGCAGUCUUCUGCCCUGGCUGACUCAUUGUGGAUUCAAUUGAAAGCAUUGAACACUAAAUGGUUUGAAAGUAAUUGUAAAAGAAUGCUAGAUGAUUAGUAGAUAAUCAGUAAUUAUGCUGACAAAUGGUCAGACAUAACCUGCUGAGGCCUCAACCAUACAGUCACCCAUUGUGGAGCCAGUAAGACCUUAGCUGAAACAGUUCAUUUCCCUUUACAUCCACAUAUAAUUAUCAUUGUUUACAGAAGAGUUCACUCUCAAUUUAAAUUCAUGAAACGUGUCCGAACUUGAAUUCAGUGGCAGGACCCAAAGAGCUAAUGAAAAACCUUUCUUUAUCGGAAAAUCAAACCAAUGUUGUAUGAUUUUUUACCAAACAUCUCUCGCUUGUUUGCUUUAGAGGUUUUGUUUGCUUUAAGCUGCUCGGGAAAGCAGUCCUGUUGUAUCUCCUUUAUGCAUCACCACACUGAAUCCCUGCCAUUGGUUUAUCUUGCCGGAGAUCAAGGUGACUUUGAUGUGUAUUACCCAAUCACAUUCCUUCCUUGCUCCCACUGUUCAAGCAGGUCCUCACUUGUACUGUUGCACUGUAGAUAUGCGACGCAACUUUUCAAUGUAUUAUCAUUUGUGGGAGUGAGAACUAUUUAUCAAUAUUCCUUUCUAUAGGCAGUAUAGCACUAUGUAUUUGUGUGUGUUCUUUUUCUGUGUCAAAGUGUCCACCUUAACUAUAUUGUACAUAUGCAGAUGAUAUGAACUUUAUGUUUUAGGAUUUAUUGUUUGUUUUGUACAUGAUGGCUUAUUUGCACACCUACCUCUCCAGCUCCCCUCCCCUCAAUCCAUAUUGUGGUGAUUUUAUGUUAUGAUGAUGUGGACAUAUCAAAUGAAGGAACAUGUUUUAAUGCAACAAGCAUCAUUUGAACUUAAAUGCAGAAUAUUGAUGAGGGUUUUUUUACUGUAUGCAAAGGGGAACACUAGAGUAGAUCUUCUUCGAUGGCUGCUUGGAGGUGCCAUUUCUCCCGAGCUGCUGGUUACGUCUCUGGGUCGGCCUAUUGUCCCGUUUCCAAAUGUUUUAUCAACUAGGACCAAAUGAAACAUCAUAUAAUGAUGAUACAAAUGUAGUUAGCUCCAAGUGAAUGACCUCUGGCACUACUGAAACAGUUCUGGAAAUUGAAUAUACUCUGGACAAGGCCAAUAGUGACCUGUGGACAUCAGACAUUAAAUUUAACAUCUGUCUUUUUGAAUGGUGCUUCUUUCAUGAGGUAGCUCCAAUAUGACAGUGGCAGCACUAAUGACUAAGGCUGAAUCACUUGCUAGCGAAUGUCAGCAUUAUCAAUGUCUUAACUGAAAGCCAUAGGUCAGGGAGGGACAACAGAACUGCUAGACAUCGACUGGCACCUCCAGCCGUGAUGACAGAUAGCAGCUGAGCCACAGGAAAAACGGCAAAAGACCUGCCUACUCGUGUGAGCUCGUCUUCAUGAAUUACUGUUGUAGUUUUAUCGACAUUCCGAUUGCCAGUUCAUCUCACGUACGGUGUUCUUGUGAUCACAAUGCCUAUUUUUGUGUUGUUGAGAUUAUUGUUAUGAUUUUUAAACCCCUACUCCCCCACCGCACCCUGUUUUCAGAUUAUUUUUUCUGUUUUUGGUUGAAUCUUGAAAAUGUCGUACAAGUCAUUUAGUUUUACUCAGCUGUGAAUUUUCACUGACCUUGUGCAUUUGGUUAUGUAUGCGUUUGUGUGUCUGACUAUGUAGUGCUGUAGUUGUUGUGUAGUUGUUGGCGUGACACUGCGGUAUUUUUCUCUUUGUCAGUCCCAUGCUGUCUUCCCCCUCUUCCCCUCUAUCUCUCACACUCCUCUGCCAUCCUUUCUCCCCUGCAUCCGUCGCCGGGGUACAGGUUAAUGCAGAGGAGCUCUAAAACACCAAAUGUAUGACUUAGAGUGUAUACAAUCAAAGAAAGCACAAAAGGAUUAUUAGGCACAAGAGAUCACAUGGCCCAUGGUGAUUAUACUCAGACAAAGACCUUGGAUGUGAAUCUUGACAUUGAAAAAGGGUGUGCUGCUUUUGCAGACACGGAUUGAAGUCUGAAAUGUAUUUCAGUGGAGAUGUUGAUUGAAAUUUUAGUCUUGCAGGAAACUUAAUCGAUGUCUGUAAAACUUGAUUCAUAGGGCUGAGAUGGGUCAUUAUAUGAGACCCACUAUCAGCAGUUAUCCACAAAAUGUAUAUCACCUACAUAUUCUAAAUGAAUCAGAUAUAAGAAUGUAACUUAGAUAUUAUAAGAUGUAUUAUAAUUAUAUUAAAGAGAUUAUUACAUUUUAAUCUAAAGAUUUGUGUUUCACACAUUCACUGAAAAAUUAAUGAACCAGCUCACUGAUAUGCAAUAAGUAGAAGCCACACACUAGGAAAACAAACAAACAAACAAACAAACAAACAAAACAAACAGGAAAAAAACACAACACAACCUGUUAAUCACAACAUCACACAAUGUAUGAAUAAUGCAACCGGGGACCUUGGAGGCCUUUUGGGGUCUGAGCUCUCUUCAUGUUCUCUUCCUCCAAGAGGAACUGUGCAUUAGCACUUUAAAACACGGACCCCCACCCCACUGUCCAUCUAUAAUGUCUCUGUGAAUAUGUGUGGUGAAUGACACAGUCGUCUGAGACAUUAUUUACAAUGCAAUGAAAAAAAAAACUAAUAAAAUCUUGUGUUCCCUGUCACAAUUUGCUGUUCAAUAAACUGACUGUCCUUAACUCA